Molecule: messenger RNA, 1630 nt
Organism: Cyprinus carpio (common carp)
Lineage: Eukaryota; Metazoa; Chordata; Actinopteri; Cypriniformes; Cyprinidae
Product: CTD small phosphatase-like protein 2
Molecular function (GO): phosphoprotein phosphatase activity
Source: RefSeq, a predicted model, not a curated record
GUUUUUCAUCAGUUUAAACUGAGUUUAGUCAGUGUGUGGAAACGGCGAGACGCAACUGAUUGACCGAAUUCAUGGAGAUCAACGCGACGCUUGAACUAACAUUAAUACAUUAUUCCUGAGAGUUUAAAGUCCCCAUGUCAGUUGAAGACGUCUUUUAAUCGAGGCUCCAGCAAAAUGAGACUUCGGUCGAGAAAUAUUUUAAAUGAAACCCCGACACCGUCCCGCCGCCGUCGAGCCGCUCCGGAGACCCCGCAGGUCCAGACCCAGGAUGAAGUAAAAGUUCUUCAAGACCGCUUCAGUCUGGACGCUGAUGAAGUCCCAACAGUAGCCAAACGUCCACGGAGGAGGAGAAAAGCUUUAUCAACUGUCGACAAUAAAGAGUCAGAUUUCAAGACCCCAGUCAGUCACCUUCGGGAAAGACGUUCCUCAUUGAAUCCUGCUGCUCGAAGCCUCUACUCUCCUGCAGUGCACUUUCUCACACCCCCAAGAGACAGUCAGUUAGGUGAGAAGCCAAACUCAGGUCCCAUGUUCAGUCCCGAACACUGUGUGUUCAGUUACAGUGCUGCCAGCUCUCUUUCAGAGGAUGAAGAGAAUGAAGAAGUGUUUAGCCCUUUCACAUUUAUUAAGAACAUUCCAAAUCGUUCACAACAGUCCAGGCCCGUCUCAGCAGUGCGGGACAUUCCACCAAAGACGAGGAGCACACCUGCUGCUACCCUGGUGCUUGAUUUGGAUGAAACCCUCGUGUUCAGUUCACUCAAUGUGAUCCAUGAUGCAGAAUACACCUUCAAUACCCACUUUCAAGAUCACAAGUACAAGGUCUAUGUGAUCCUCAGACCAUAUGUCAAAGAGUUUCUGCAAGCCAUGACCAAACAUUUUGAGAUGUUUGUUUACACCUCUGCAAAAAAGGAGUAUGCAGAAAAGAUUGUAGAUAUAUUGGACCCUAAUAAAAAGCUCUUUAGGCACCGUUUGUAUCAGGACGAUUGCGCCUGUGUGCUUGGACACUACAUUAAAGACUUGACUGUUCUGGAGAGAGACCUGUCAAAGACGGUCAUCCUGGACAACGCCCCCCACACCUUCCCAUAUCACCUGAUGAAUAUGAUUCCCGUAAAGAGCUGGAUCGGAGAUCAAGAGGACCGUGAGCUGCAAAAGCUCAUUCCGUACAUGGAGAAACUAGUGCAUGCGGAUGACAUCAGAAAUGUUUUAAAGAAGAGAACCGAUCACUUCCACAGGCUGCUUUCUGAAGACUGAACCCUGAAUUAAGUGUAAAUAAAUGUAGAGUUAUCCUUGUAAAUGCAGUGAAAUUCCCAGGCUUCAUACUACAUACACGGCUAAAAGUGUAGUAUGAGUUUAUACUGUUGUAUAAUAAAAGUUUAUUUGAUAGAGAAUGGUCUUCACAGCUCACCUUUAAUCCUCUCGGUCAGCUGGUGUUCUGACCCCUUUUGAAGAACAGGACUAGAAUCUUGCCUUUAAUUUAUUGAUGGACCUUGAGAUGUUUGUACAGGUUUGUGCCAUUGAAAGAGUGUUUUCACAUUUCAGACUGUUAAAUUCAUUUCAAUAUGUUGUACUCUAUUUUUAAGCAAUACUUAGACCAAAGUUCAAUUACCAAUAAAAAAAAUGUUCUUCUGAUAAA